This is a messenger RNA of Opisthorchis viverrini, 790 nucleotides long. RefSeq lists its product as hypothetical. Bases 1 to 735 code for a protein of 244 amino acids. NCBI's taxonomy places the organism in Eukaryota, Metazoa, Platyhelminthes, Trematoda, Opisthorchiida, Opisthorchiidae. The record is from RefSeq and is a predicted model, not a curated record. Gene Ontology annotation, molecular function: glutathione transferase activity. The transcript is spliced from 4 exons. Gene Ontology annotation, biological process: glutathione metabolic process.
AUGACAGCGAAACUCGAGUGCAGUGCUGCUUCUCUUUGGUGUGGACUCACCGGAACAAUUACCCCAGAACAGGAGGAUGGCCGUUCAAGCAGGAGCGAUGUGACUACGAACAAGCUAUACUAUUUCACUUUUCGAGCACGCGCUGAAGUGAUACGCAUGGUAUUGCAUGCGGCCGGUGUGCCUUUCGACGAUGAACGAAUCUCAGCGGAUGACUGGCCCAAACGAAAAUCUGAGAUUCCUGGCGGAAGGAUGCCUGUGCUCCAAGUGUUCGAACCCGGUAGACCGGAUAAACCGAAGAACUAUGUGGAGAGUAUGGCAAUAGCACGGAUGCUGGCAAAAAGAUUCAACUUAAUGGAUGACACGGAAGAGGGCUACUACAACAUUGAACGAAUGAUUGGUGAAUGUGAAGAUGUGCUCAAAGAGCUUCGCAACGCUUUCCUGUCUCCGGCGGAUAAGAAGGAACAACUCGUGAAAGAAGCAAUGGAAACCUCGAUUCCAAAACUACUGAACCUUAUUUCACAGUCACUGAGCGAAUCUGCUGGCAGGUUUGUUGCUGGAUGCAAAGUUACCCUGGGCGACCUGUGUCUGCUGGCAUGCCUGGAUCACGUGGACAAAGCGGAUCCUGAAUUGGUGAAAAAUAAAUACCCUAAACUGUUGGAGUGGCGCGAAGCCGUGUUGAAGGAGAAGCCAAAACUUGCAGAUUACAUAAAGUCACGUCCUGACACACCUUUCUGAUUUUUUAUGGGAAUUCAUUAAAUAAAGGCUUGUCAUAUCAUUUUCGCAUCAGUAC